UUAUUUUUUUCCUCUUUCUUUGGAUUGUCUUGGUGAGAAAAGGGAACAGGGAUUUUAAUCAGGAAGUAUGCUACAAUGUUGCUGUUUCUCCUCUGUAGAUUUCUUAUCUACAGUUUGGAUUCUUUACCAGAUUUUUUUUUGGUAAAUGAUGGUGAAAUAGUUUAAAUAUAUAGACAUCCUUGAUUGAACAAUUACAUGUGCAAAACAAGGGGAUUUCCUUCCUGCUUAGAUUCUUAUUUCAAUGUCACUAUCACAUGUCAAAGAUUUGGAGACAGUUUAAUUUUCCUGUCCUUGUAAUUUUCAUUUACCAUUCCAGUCCCUUUAGCACAUGGAAUCCUUCACAGAUACUACUGUACAUUGCCGUUCUGGAUGAGUGGAAGGUCACAGUAAUGAAAGGCAGCAAUAGGAAUAAAGAUCACUCAACAGACGGAGAAGGAACUGGAAAACGACCAAAGAGGAAGUGUCUUCAGUGGCAUCCACUACUUGCAAAGAAAAUUCUUGACUUUUCUGAAGAGGAGGAAGAGGAAGAAGACGAGGAAGAUAUUGAAAAGGUCCAGAUUCUGAGUGCUGAUGGUCUUGAUCAUGAUGCUGAUGAAACAGAAGAUGAGGAAUCUUCAGAACAGCGAGCUCGCAGACCAAUGAAUGCAUUCCUUUUGUUCUGCAAACGUCAUCGUUCCCUUGUCCGGCAAGAACAUCCUCGUCUGGACAAUCGUGGUGCUACCAAAAUAUUGGCAGAUUGGUGGUCUCUUCUUGAACCUAAAGAAAAACAAAAAUACACCGACAUGGCCAAGGAGUAUAAAGAUGCAUUUAUGAAAGCAAAUCCUGGCUAUAAAUGGUGUCCACCUACAAACAAACCUGUGAAAACUCAGUCACCCACAUUAACAAAUCGAAAAAAGCUUUGGGCUUUCCCAUCAGAAGUUACAAAAGAUUUGUCUAGUCCAAAAAAAUUGAUGAAGACAGAAGAAACCCCUCAGCUGAAUUUUGCAAUGGCAGAUCCUACGCAAAUGGGAGGCCUCAGCAUGCUACUGUUAGCUGGAGAACAUGCCUUGACUGCACAAGAAGUUUCUUCAAGUACAUGUCAUUCUGAUUCCCCUAAUUCUACUGAAGGGUGUCUAAAUUCAACAAUGUUACAAUUUGCUGAGAUUUCUUCAAAUCUGCCAAAGGGAACUGUUCCUGAAAAUACAAAAGAAAGUGAUGAAUCAGCUCUACUUCAGUUCUCAGAGUUGAAGGGUCCUGAGCCAAUCAAGCACUAUAGAAAAUCAGCACUUUUCCAGUUGGCUGAGAUGUGCCUUGCAUCAGAGGAAGUAAAAGUGAGAGAACCUGGGAAAGCAAAACCUGAAACAGCCAGGAUUGUCAAAACACUGGAAGCAUCUGAACAGAUGAAAGUUGAAGUUUUGGAGAAAGCAAAAGUAAAAACCGAAAAAUCUCAGAAAAUGAAGAGACAAGAACAAGAAAAGACAAAGGCUGGGGUUUUCGAAGAGGUAACAAGGUGUAUACAUAUUUCAGAUCCAGCUUUGAACAGCAUUACAUUAGUUGGACAUGACAGUGCAACAGCAAAAGUUCCUGCAUGCUGUUCCCAUGAGCUGACAUCAGUAGCUGACAUCAGCACUUUAGGAUUAAACAAACCAGAAAAACUGAAGAAAAAGAAGAAGAAAAAUAAAAUGGACCGACAAGGACUUGAGAAAUGUACUCCUAAAAAGACUUGCAAAAAAAGGCAGUCUUCCGAAUCAGAUAUUGAGAGUGUCAUUUAUACUAUUGAAGCAGUUGCAAAAGGGGACUGGGGGACAGAGAGACUUACAGAAAUGUCCCAUAAGAAAAUUUGCCUUUCUUCUGCAAUGAAGGGCAAUAUUUUGGACACAAAGUCACCAAAGAAGAAAGUAAAGUCAAAAGAAAAAAAAGCACUGAAAGAAAAAUGUUUAGAGACCACCAAAGAAUCAAAGCCUCCUGAUUUUUUUAGCAUUAAAGAUAACAAGAUUGUACCCUGUGAAGUACCUGAAAACACAACAACAGAUAUUCUAACCCCAACAGAGGACAUAAUAUCACAGAGUUUACCAGAUCAAGUAAAAAUUGAGGACAAUGACUGUAAUAAAAAAGCAGAAAUUUGUGGCUCGAGAAAAUCUGAAAGAGCUUGCAAAGGUGCACUGUACAAAACUCUGGUAUCAGAAGGCAUGCUUACAUCUCUGCGUUCCAAUGUUGAUAGAGGAAAACGAAGCUCAGGAAAAGGUGGCAACUCUGAUCAGGAAGGAUGCUGGAAUGAAGAAACUUGGGCAUUUUCCUUAAGUGGGACAAGUGGGAACAAAAAGUUAAAAAGAAGUAAGCCAAAGGAAGACAUUGUUUUGGGUUUAGCAAAGCUGGAAGAAGAAUUUGAGAAGAAGUUCAACAGCCUUCCUCAAUACAGUCCAAUCACAUUUGAUCGUAAAAAUGCCUCUCUACCAAGAAAAAAGAAGAAAGUUGGCAGUUAUGCUAUAGACCAAACAAAAUCUAACAAAG
This is a messenger RNA of Thamnophis sirtalis, 2490 nucleotides long. NCBI's taxonomy places the organism in Eukaryota, Metazoa, Chordata, Lepidosauria, Squamata, Natricidae. The record is from RefSeq and is a predicted model, not a curated record.